This is a messenger RNA of Scylla paramamosain (green mud crab), 3135 nucleotides long. Its product is annotated as inter-alpha-trypsin inhibitor heavy chain H5-like. The coding region runs from base 1247 to 2887 and encodes 546 amino acids. The transcript has 14 exons. The record is from RefSeq and is a predicted model, not a curated record. Lineage: Eukaryota; Metazoa; Arthropoda; Malacostraca; Decapoda; Portunidae.
ACCUCAGCGUGAGAUGGUCACUAGUGCUGUAGUGAGCGGUGGUGACGGUGUGUGGACCAACUGACCACUCGCACACACUCACUCAUUCGUGCUACUUGUCCCCUCAUUCACGUCACCUGCCCGUCCGUGUGUCUUGAAUAAGCCUCAUCGAUUCAGGCCUACGUAGAUUACUGCAGUGUUUCUCCCUAACCUACCCUCCUUGCCUUCUCCUAGUCCUGCCUCGCCCUACACGUGGUUUCUCUACUCCUCCAGGUCCUUAUCGUUAUCGAGGUUUAUCUCGCCUCCUUCACCUUGGUCUCGCCUCUCAACACUUGCGCUUUCUGUUCAUCACACGACAAGCAAUACUGAUAUUCACUUGUUGAGUUACAGCAGGGGUGGAGUAUAACUUAACCUGUGUGUGCGUGUGUGGGUCUCCUCCUGCCGCCUCUGCCUCGCCCUCUGCUAACCCCUGUGAUCUCGAGUGGGUGUUCUGCAGGCGGGUUUCUGUCUCCCUUGUUCUUCCUCUCUGUGACCUUCGACCACCGCCUUCCCAUCACCACAGCCUCCCGGGGAACGCCUCUCUCUCUCUCUCUCUCUCUCUCUCUCUCUCUCUCUCUCUCUCUCUCUCUCUCUCUCUCUCUCUCUCUCUGGAGCGCGCACUUCCUAAACUCAGGCACCCUCUUCUCAUCACCAUCCUCGCUACGUAUUUCCGGGUUGCCAUUUCCGACCCGCUAACGGAGGGGCCCCUCAGGCCUCGCCACCACCAGCACCACCACCACCACCGCCGCUGCUGCACAUCCUGAACGCUAAUAAGUACACUGACUGACUGACUCACUCACUCAGUGAGUCACUCCCUCACUCACGAUGGCUCCUUGACGCCUGACGAUUAACACACACACACACACACACACACACACACACACACACACACUAACCUCUUCAAUUUCAACCACUCCAAAUCUUUCCCUCCCAGCCUACCUCUCUCCAUCAUUUUCAUUCCUCCUCACCGCUCCUUCCCUCUCCCCAAUCCUAUUUCUCUUCCCGGUCCUCCCGCCCCCUGGGGAGGGGCGCAGGGGCAUGGCCAUCACCCCUAGGCCAUCUUUAGGCUCCCCUGAUUACUCUCAGCACAUCCAAACAUCGCAAAGUGACAGCAACUGGCCGCCUGGAAAGCAUUGACACACAACAAUUCCAGGUGAGGCAACUGUGUCACCUGUCCCAGCUUCCCUCACGUGCAAGUCACUAGUAUCCCUCUCGUACUAGUAAUUCUAUGGGUACUAGGUGCGCCGCGGCCAGGUGGACAGCACGGGGCAGAGCUGCUGGUGACUGGUGGCUCGUGGCUCGUGGUGGGGUAUCUGUAUUCAUCUCGUCGCUUGUUACAGACACACACACCUGGAGGAUGCUGGUACCUUGCCCACACCUGCCUCUGCUUGUCCCCACGUUCCUCCUCCUGGUUUUCGUCACACAGGCUGCAGGGUGGCGGGGCGUGGUGGGCCGCGUGGAGGUGAGGACAGAGAUCAGCCAGCGUUACUCUGCCACACUCUACCGCGUCACCCUGCACAACCCGCACCCUAAGCCAGAUCACGUCACCCUGGCCAUGGUCCUCCCUGCUGAUGCCUACGUAUCCUCACUCACCAUUGAAGCGGGAGGCCGGAACAUCACAACUAAGGUGGAGGAGAAGAGGAGAACAAAGGGACCAAAGACUUCAGGAGACACCAGAACGACAUCAGGAUCCAGCAGGUACCUCCCGCAAGAGACGCAGCGGUUCAAGGCCAGCAUGAAGGUGGCGCCCCUGGAGCAGGCCACCUUCCACGUCGCCUAUGAGGAGCUGCUGCAGAGGGCGCGAGGCAAAUACACCUUCUCUGUCCACUUACCCCCAUAUUCUGGCACGGGGACGCAACAAGUGGAGGUGAGAGUCAAGGAGAAGGAGGCAAUUCAGAACUUUCUAAUACUUCUGGAACCUAAUCCUUCUGCAGCUACACAAGAGAGAGUAUCUGACAACGAAAUAAUUCUUACAUACCAACGAGGCGGAGAAAAAGAAAGAGAAGAAGAAAAAGAAACAGACGAAGAAGGAAGAGGGGGAGAACAAGACACUACAGACGAAGAAGAAAGACAUCACCUUAGAAACACCACCACAAGCAACACACGUAACACCAGCAGGGGCGUGGAAGUAGCGACCAUCGACAGUAGUAGUAACAGAAGUGGUAGAAGCGUCAGGAAUGUACAGAAGAGUCGAGAGAGUAACGCAACGGGGGGAAAGGAAGUACUGAGGCUGAGUUACGACGUGCAGAGGACCGUGGAUGGCGGUGAGGUUCAGGUUCUGGGGAGGUUCUUCGUGCACUACCUAAGCCCAGAGGGACUCCCCAAGCUGCCGGCACACACAGUCUUCGCCCUCGACGUCUCAGGCUCCAUGAGUGACCACGGGAAGCUGGACCAACUCAAAGAAGCCAUCAUCGCCAUCAUCAGACGAAUGCCGCAGGAAGAUUCGUUUGAGGUGUUGGUGUUCUCUACCCGCGUGAAGUCCCUCGGGGUGUACCAAGCGCUGCCCGACCAGGUGGAGCAGGGCGUGGCCAAGAUACAGGCGCUGCGGGCUCUGGGCGGCACCAACAUUAACGAUGCCCUGCUGCAGGCGGUGACGGGCGCCAACACUCACAACUCCACCCACGCCCCGGCCCGACAGGUUGUGUUUCUGACGGACGGGAAGCCAAACAUUGGGGAGACGAAUCCUGAGCAGCUGAGGAGGAACGUGAGGGAAGCAAACCACCACCAGCUGCCCGUUUUCUCCCUUGCUCUGGGCCAGGACGCCGACGUGAGGCUGUUGCGUCAGGUGAGUGCGGACAACGAAGGAUUCACGAGGACACUGAACGAGGAGGGACAGGCCAGGGGAGGAGAUGAAGGAGUUUUACAAUGAGAUCGCCACUCCUCUCCUCACUGACCUGGAUGUGAUGUACCGCGAUGAUGUGGUGGACAGAAACUCAAUCAUCAGACACGGGCCUUCUAACUUCUACUCUGGCAGCGAGGUGGUGUUCGCGGGGCAGCUGCGGGAGGGCGUGAAGGAGGUACAUCCCGUGGUGGCCGGUAGGGGGAAGCAAGGACCUCUACAGUUGCGCGUCUCAAGAACCUACAAGUCUGACCAGGAGCUGCCCAGGGACAACCACG